UAUUAACGGGUAAUAUUGCUGAACGAAAAUCUCUGUUGUCAUGUCACUGUCAUCAAGGACAUUUUUUUAAGAUUAAUAAUGGCUCCAGGAAAAAAAGGCAGCGUACAUGGAAAACGUUCGAACCAUCAUGUUAAACGUGACUAUGCGGAGAGAUUGAACGAUUUAAGUAUUCAGUCCUCAGAAGAGACUGAUUCUGAUGAAAGUGGAUCCAAUGAUGAAGGUGUGGAGGCUGAUUUCCCUGUCAGCAUGUGGGACUUAAACCAUUGUGAUCCUAAAAAAUGUUCCGGCAGAAAACUGUUGCGACAUAACCUCAUAAAGAAUUUAAAACUUGGUCAGAGAUUCCAGGGCCUUGUUCUAUCACCAGUUGGUACCCAGUGCGUUAGCCCGAAUGAUAAGGAUAUCAUUGAGAAGUUUGGACUUGCUGUUAUAGAUUGUUCAUGGGCUAAAAUUGACGAGACCCCCUUUGGGAGAAUGAAAUCACCACAUCCAAGAUUGCUUCCAUUUUUAGUCGCAGCUAAUCCAAUAAACUAUGGAAAACCGUACCAGCUGAGUUGUGUAGAAGCAUUAGCAGCAGCUAUGGUAAUAACUGGGCAUAAAAAAGAGGCACAAUUUUAUUUAUCAAAGUUUUCAUGGGGCCACUCUUUCUUAGAGCUUAAUUCUGAAGCUUUGGAGUUGUACGCAGCCUGUACAGACAGUAAGAGUGUGCUAGAAGCCCAGGAAAAGUAUUUAGAAACUGUAAAGAAUGAAAAGGAUGACAGACAAAUGUGGCCUCCGAGUGAAUCUGAAACUGAAUCUGAUAGUUCAUAGUAUUUGUUAUAAGACUUGAAUUUAAUAUAAUGAUUGUUAAUAAGAUUUGUAUAAUAAACUUAUCGAAAAUACCAGUUAAGGUACAAUUGAUUGUAUGUUGAGA
Molecule: messenger RNA, 910 nt
Organism: Trichoplusia ni (cabbage looper)
Lineage: Eukaryota; Metazoa; Arthropoda; Insecta; Lepidoptera; Noctuidae
Product: ribosome biogenesis protein TSR3 homolog
Exons: 2
Coding region: 79-807 (242 amino acids)
Biological process (GO): maturation of SSU-rRNA
Molecular function (GO): rRNA small subunit aminocarboxypropyltransferase activity
Source: RefSeq, a predicted model, not a curated record